This is a messenger RNA of Strongyloides ratti, 567 nucleotides long. Its product is annotated as NECAP-like protein CG9132. NCBI's taxonomy places the organism in Eukaryota, Metazoa, Nematoda, Chromadorea, Rhabditida, Strongyloididae. The record is from RefSeq and is a predicted model, not a curated record. Gene Ontology annotation, biological process: endocytosis. Gene Ontology annotation, cellular component: clathrin vesicle coat; membrane. The transcript has 2 exons. Bases 1 to 567 code for a protein of 188 amino acids.
AUGGAUGAUUACGAAAGUGUUAUUUUAGUCAAACCAGAAGUUUUUAUUUAUCGAAUACCACCAAUAACAACUGCCCAUGGACAUAGGGCUGCAGAUUGGAAACUUGAUACGCCUGAUUGGAUUGGACGUAUGAGACUUAUAUCAAAAGGUGAUAAACUGGAACUAUGUUUAGAUGAUAAGACAACUGGUGAAUUAUAUGCUAAAGCACCAAUUGAUUCUCUUGAAUCACGUGCAAUAGAAGCUGUUGUUGAUUCAUCAAGAUAUUUUGUUGUACAGUUACGUAGCGAUACAGGAAGAACUGCAUUUGUUGGAAUGGGUUUUUCUGAUAGAAGUGAUUCAUUUGAUUUAAAUGUUGCUUUACAAGAUCAUUUUAGAUCAUUAAAAAAAGAAGUUGAAAUCGAUAAUACUCCUAAAUUAGAUCUUGGUUUUAAAGAAGGCCAAACAAUAACUGUAAAAAUUGGUAAUAAAACAUCAACACCAAGACCUAAACCAUCUUCAAAUGUUGGAGGAACUGUUCCUUUACUCCCACCUCCACCAAGUUCAAGUAAUCGUAUUAGAAAUUCAUAA